GCUCGCUCGCAAAGGUGCCGAGACCACCGCGGCAACCCCAUCCCACAGCUGGCUGCCCCACCGGACCAUGGCAUGGGCACAGGGGGACCUGACGUCCUCGCUCUCCAUCGUCAUUGCCUUGGCUGCCUGCCUGUCCGCCACCACCAGCGAAGUGAACUUGCUUGACACUUCAACGAUGCCAGGGGACUGGGGCUGGCUGACCUAUCCCUCACAUGGGUGGGAUUCCAUCAAUGAAAUGGAUGAGUUUUUCAGCCCUAUCCACACCUACCAGGUCUGUAACGUCAUGACCCCCAACCAGAACAACUGGCUACGAACCAACUGGGUUCAGCGGGACGGUGCACGGCGGGUCUACGCCGAGAUCAAAUUCACGCUGCGGGACUGUAACAGCAUGCCAGGUGUGCUGGGCACCUGCAAGGAAACUUUCAACCUCUACUACCUGGAAUCCGACCGUGACCUGGGUACCAGCACCCGUGAGAGCCAGUUUAUGAAGAUUGACACCAUUGCGGCCGAUGAGAGCUUCACCAAUGUGGACCUGGGAGUCAGACGCCUGAAACUGAACACAGAAGUGCGGGGCGUGGGGCCCUUGAGCAAGAGGGGUUUCUACUUGGCCUUCCAGGACAUAGGUGCUUGCAUCGCCAUUGUUUCAGUGCGGGUGUACUACAAGAAGUGCCCGGCAAUGGUGAGGAAUUUGGCGUCCUUCUCCGAGGCUGUGACUGGGGCGGACUCAUCCUCCUUGGUGGAAGUGCGGGGAGAGUGUGUGGGCCAUUCAGAGGAGAGGGACACCCCCAAAAUGUACUGCAGUGCAGAGGGAGAAUGGUUGGUACCCAUCGGGAAAUGCGUGUGCAGUGCUGGCUAUGAAGAGCAGCGGGAUUCCUGCAUGGCAUGCCAACUGGGCUUCUACAAGUCGGACCCCGGGGACCAGCUCUGUGCCAAGUGCCCCCCGCACAGCCAUUCGGAGAGCCGGGCCGCCCGUGUGUGCCGCUGCGACAGCAGCUUUUACCGGGCAGUGCAGGACCCCCCCUCAGCUGCCUGCACACGCCCCCCCUCUGCUCCGGUGAACCUGGUCUCCAGUGUCAAUGGCACCUCGGUGACCCUGGAGUGGGGCCCUCCCUUGGACAAGGGGGGACGCAGUGACGUGGUGUACAACGUGCAGUGCCGGCGCUGUGGGACAGAUACGGGGCAAUGCGAGGCAUGUGGAGGUGGGAUCCGCUUCGUCCCCCAGCAGAUGAGCCUGGUGCAGGGAGCGCUGACUGUCACCAACCUCCUGGCCCACACCAACUACUCCUUCUGGGUGGAGGCCGUCAAUGGGGUGUCAGAGCUCAGUGUGGAGGCCAGGAGAGCUGCCGUGGCCAACAUCACAACAAACCAGGCAGCCCCUUCGCAGGUGGUAGCCGUCCGCCACGAGAGCACGGGCCAGAACAGCGUCACUUUGCUGUGGCAGGAGCCGGACCAGCCCAACGGCAUCAUCCUGGAGUACGAGAUCAAGUACUACGAGAAGGACAAGGAAAUGCAGAGCUAUUCGACCCUGAAAUCCAAGGGCACUGCUGCAACCAUCUCUGGGCUCAAGCCUGCCACCCGGUACAUCUUCCAAGUUCGGGCCCGUACCUCUGCGGGAUGUGGGAGGUUCAGCCAGACCGUAGAGGUGGAAACGGGGAAACCGGUCUCCCUCCGCUAUGACACGAUGACCAUUGUCUGGAUCUGCUUGACACUCAUCACUGGCCUCGUUGCGUUGCUGGUGGUCUUAAUCUGCAAGAAGAGGCACUGCGGGUACAGCAAAGCGUUCCAGGACUCCGAUGAGGAGAAGAUGCAUUAUCAGAAUGGGCAAGUGAAGUUCCCCGAGUCAAAGUUCUACGUGGAUCCCCACACGUACGAAGACCCCUGCCAAGCCGUGCAUGAGUUCACCCGUGAAAUUGAAGCUUCCCGGAUCAAGAUCGAGAAGGUCAUUGGGUCUGGGGAGUCUGGAGAGGUGUGCUACGGCCGCCUGAAGCUGCCGGGGAAGAGGGAGAUCCCCGUGGCCAUCAAGGCUCUGAAGGCGGGCUACACUGAAAAGCAGAGACGUGACUUCCUGAGCGAAGCCAGCAUCAUGGCACAGUUUGACCACCCCAACGUCAUCCACCUGGAGGGAGUGGUGACCAGGAGCAAAUUGGUCAUGAUUGUUACUGAGUACAUGGAGAACGGCUCGCUAGACACUUUUCUCAGGAAGCACGAUGGGCAGUUCACCAUCAUCCAGCUGGUGGGCAUGUUGCGUGGCAUCGGGGCGGGCAUGAGGUACCUGUCUGACCUGGGCUACGUGCACCGGGACCUGGCUGCCCGCAACAUCCUGGUGAACAGCAACCUGGUCUGCAAGGUGUCCGACUUCGGCCUCUCCCGCAUCCUCGAGGAUGACCCUGAUGCUGCGUACACCACUACGGGGGGCAAGAUCCCCAUUCGCUGGACAGCACCAGAGGCCAUCGCAUACCGCAAGUUCUCCUCUGCCAGCGAUGUGUGGAGUUACGGCAUCGUCAUGUGGGAGGUGCUGGCCUACGGCGAGCGUCCAUACUGGAACAUGACCAACCGAGAUGUCAUUAACUCAGUGGAGGAAGGCUAUCGCCUGCCGGCCCCGAUGGGCUGCCCCACAGCCCUGCACCAGCUCAUGCUGGACUGCUGGCAGAAGGACCGCAGCGAGAGGCCCCGCUUCUCCCAGAUCGUCGGCAUCCUGGACAAGCUCAUCCGCAACCCCGACAACCUGAAGUGCACUGCCACCGUGAACCGGUUCACCCAGACGCCCUUUAACAGGACUCUCCUCGACUUCUCCUCCUGCCUGACUGUGGAGGACUGGCUGGACUCCAUCCGGCUGGGGCACUACCGGGACAACUUUGCCAUGGCAGGGUACUCCUCCCUGGGCAUGGUGAUGAGCAUGAACAUCGAGGAUGUUCGGAGUCUGGGCAUCACCAUGAUGGGCCACCAGAAGAAGAUCUUGAGCAGCAUCCAGGCCAUGCGCUCCCAGCUGCUGAACACAAACGGCCCCAGGAGGCACCUCUGAUCACCAGCUCUGCAGACCCACACCAAACAUUC
Molecule: messenger RNA, 3054 nt
Organism: Numida meleagris (helmeted guineafowl)
Lineage: Eukaryota; Metazoa; Chordata; Aves; Galliformes; Numididae
Gene: EPHA8
Product: EPH receptor A8
Exons: 17
Coding region: 68-3022 (984 amino acids)
Biological process (GO): axon guidance; cell surface receptor protein tyrosine kinase signaling pathway; protein phosphorylation
Cellular component (GO): neuron projection; plasma membrane
Molecular function (GO): ATP binding; protein binding; transmembrane-ephrin receptor activity
Source: RefSeq, a predicted model, not a curated record